AUUAUUUUCUUAAGAACGUUGUUUAAGAUGUAGUUUCUUUUCAGGCUGCAGUAGUAGUCCAGGUGAGUUGCUCUUAUUGUUCAUGGUGGUCUUAGCUUUUCGCAUGAAUGACUGCUUUCUUGGUGGGUAAAUUUCUUCCAUCGUGUGUCAGUUUUGAUUCUGGGGACUUAUAUCCAGAACUGAAAAGAACACUUCCCAUUUUUAGGUCCUAACAUUUGGCUGGAGUACGGCCAGUACUCAGUCGGUGGGAUUGGCCAGAAGGGCGGCCUUGAGAAAGUGCGCUCUGUGUUUGAAAGGGCGCUCUCGUCCGUCGGCCUACACAUGACCAAAGGGCUCGCCCUAUGGGAGGCUUAUCGAGAGUUUGAAAGUGCGAUCGUGGAAGCUGCUCGGCUUGAGAAGGUCCACAGUCUAUUCCGGCGGCAGCUGGCGAUCCCACUGUAUGAUAUGGAGGCCACAUUUGCAGAGUAUGAAGAAUGGUCAGAAGACCCAAUACCAGAAUCAGUAAUUCAGAGCUAUAACAAAGCGCUGCAGCAGUUGGAGAAAUACAAACCCUAUGAAGAAGCACUGUUGCAAGCAGAGGCGCCGAGGCUAGCCGAGUAUCAAGCGUACAUCGAUUUUGAGAUGAAAGUCGGAGAUCCCGCUCGCAUUCAGCUGAUCUUUGAGCGUGCCCUGGUCGAGAACUGCCUCGUCCCUGACUUGUGGAUCCGCUACAGUCAGUAUCUGGAUCGGCAGCUGAAAGUCAAGGAUUUGGUUUUAUCGGUACAUAAUCGUGCUGUUAGAAACUGCCCCUGGACAGUCGCCCUGUGGAGUCGGUAUCUCCUGGCCAUGGAGAGAUACGAAGUUGAUCAUCAAAAGAUUUCGGCGACCUUCGAGAAAGCUUUGAAUGCCGGCUUUAUUCAGGCCACCGAUUAUGUGGAGAUUUGGCAGGCGUACCUUGAUUACCUGAGGAGAAGGGUUGAUUUCCAACAAGACUCCAGUAAAGAGCUGGAAGAGUUGAGGUCCACGUUCACUCGUGCUUUGGAGUAUCUGAAACAGGAGGUCGAAGAGCGUUUCAACGAGAGUGGAGACCCAAGCUGCGUGAUCAUGCAGAACUGGGCUAGAAUUGAGGCUCGACUGUGCAAUAAUAUGCAGAAAGCCCGGGAACUCUGGGACAGCAUCAUGACCAAAGGAAACGCCAAGUACGCCAACAUGUGGCUUGAAUAUUACAACCUGGAAAGGGCGCAUGGCGACACCCAGCACUGCCGGAAGGCUCUCCACCGGGCUGUCCAGUGCACCAGUGACUACCCCGAGCACGUCUGUGAAGUGUUGCUCACCAUGGAGAGGACAGAAGGUACUUUAGAAGAUUGGGAUAUAGCCGUUCAGAAAACUGAAACUCGGCUAGCUCGUGUUAAUGAGCAGAGAAUAAAGGCUGCAGAGAAGGAAGCAGCCCUGGCCCAGCAAGAAGAAGAAAAGGCUGAACACCGGAAGAAGGCCCGGGCUGAGAAGAAAGCACUGAAAAAGAAGAAAAAGAUCCGAGGUGGAGACAAACACAGAGCAGAUGAGGAUGAUGAGAAAGAGUGGGGCGAUGAUGAAGAAGAGCAACCUUCCAAACGCAGGAGAGUUGAGAACAGCGUCCCUCCAGCCGACGAAGCACGAGGCAUAGGCAUGGAAGCAGAACUGGCUGGGAAGAGGGCACCUGUGCAUGUCGACCCCCCUGCCAAGCAGAAGGCAAAGGCUGCCUCCCUGAAGAGGGACAUGGCCAAGGUGCCCCAUGACAGCAGUAAGGACAGCAUCACGGUCUUCGUCAGCAACCUGCCCUACAGCAUGGAGGAGCCAGACGUGAAGCUCAGGCCUCUCUUCGAGACCUGUGGCGACGUCGCCGAGAUCCGCCCCAUCUUCAGCAACCGUGGGGACUUCCGAGGGUACUGCUACGUGGAAUUUAAAGAUGAGAAGUCGGCCCUGCAGGCCCUGGAGUUGGACCGUAAAAAUGUGGAAGGGAGGCCAAUGUUUGUUUCCCCCUGUGUGGAUAAGAGCAAAAAUCCUGAUUUUAAGGUGUUCAGGUACAGCACUGCCCUGGAGAAGCACAAGCUGUUCAUCUCGGGCCUGCCUUUCUCCUGCACAAAAGAGGAGCUGGAGGAAAUCUGCAAAGCUCAUGGCACCGUGAAGGACCUCCGGCUGGUUACCAACCGGGCUGGCAAACCCAAGGGCCUGGCUUAUGUGGAGUAUGAAAAUGAAUCCCAGGCGUCGCAGGCUGUCAUGAAGAUGGACGGCAUGACUAUCAAGGAGAAUGUCAUCAGAGUGGCAAUCAGCAAUCCCCCUCAGAGGAAAGUUCCAGAGAAGCCAGAGGCGAGGAAAGCACCAGGUGGCCCCAUGGUGCCGCGGCAGAUUUAUGGAGCGCGGGGGAAGGGAAGGACCCAGCUCUCUCUCCUGCCUCGGGCCCUGCAGCGCCCGAGCACCGCAGCUCCCCAGACGGAGAACGGCCCUGCCCCGCGUCCAGCAGUUGCCACCUCAGCGGCCACCGAGGCACCCAAGAUGUCCAAUGCUGAUUUUGCCAAGUUGCUUCUGAGAAAGUGAACGGGACUCAGCGAGAGGAGGGAAAUGCCUUACUUCGUGCUGGCCCGGAGCCCACCAGUCAACCAGCUGCGUGCCAGGGGGCCGCUGAUCACCGUGCGGAGGCGCUGGUGCAGCACCCGGCUCACUGGCCCCGGUUUAGACAGAAAAGGGAAGGGUGUUCAAGUAAAGAGUCUUUAACGCUCCCUCAUAUUGAGGGCAACGGGAGAACGGUCACUACAGUUUGGGCACAGGGUAUAGUUUCCUAAGCUAUUUUUGUCUCUUGAAGAGUGUGAGAAUCAGAAGUGAAACCUGAACACAGUUUUGAGACCACUUGUCCAAGUGUUUCUGGUCAACUCCUGGCCCCUUUUAUAAGACACUUGUCUUUCACCCUGCAUAGCACAUGUGCCCGUCACUCUUUUAACGUUUAAAAGACAAUAACGGCAGAUGCUAGUAAUUCACCAGAAUGGCCUAUUUUAGUAAAGGGGUGUGGGAACAGGGGAGGUCACAUAAAAAACAGUUGAUGGAUUUUUGUUUAAGGGGGCUGUGCAUUUUUAUAUUAUGAAUUUGUAAAUGACCUGUCAACGCAUUGUUUAUGUUUCCUAAAAGCAAAAUGCUGGCGACGGUUUUAUAUAAGAAUUCUGUAUGCUACCUGCUGUGGACCAUUUUCUUUGCCUAGUGACUAGUGACCUGUGUUCUUUGUCUAAAUACUGAGUUUCAGCCCUUUGGUUUUGUUUAAAUAAAUACCAUGUCAAGUGCAAAGUUAAA
This is a messenger RNA of Trichechus manatus latirostris (Florida manatee), 3297 nucleotides long. It is a transcript of the gene SART3, whose product is annotated as spliceosome associated factor 3, U4/U6 recycling protein. Gene Ontology annotation, cellular component: nucleoplasm; cytoplasm; ASAP complex. Lineage: Eukaryota; Metazoa; Chordata; Mammalia; Sirenia; Trichechidae. Gene Ontology annotation, biological process: mRNA splicing, via spliceosome. The record is from RefSeq and is a predicted model, not a curated record. The transcript has 16 exons. The coding region runs from base 322 to 2553 and encodes 743 amino acids. Gene Ontology annotation, molecular function: protein binding; RNA binding.